AUGAAUGAGCGCUUCUUCUGGAUUCAGGAGCUUCCUAAUCUCAACUCCUUUUGCUCCAAAUUCGGUAUUAGAUUGUACCCGUUGCUGGCAGACAAAGCGCAGAGUGAGAUCCGCAGCUGGAACAAAAAGCUUUGCGAAAAGGCUUACACCACGAUACCAUCAUCCUCCCAUGAGUUCUGUCAACCUGCAAAUGAAUCCGUUCUCUUCAACGCCUUUCGCACUGGCCUCCAAAGAGAAGCGACAAAGGAAGGCUCGGCCCUUUAUGGGUUACCUCUGAGCGGGCAGAAAUCAAUCCUGGCCUGCGAAGUUUUAGACACAAUUCUAGGUGGCCACGAAUCCAUGGCAUUUGCGUUUACGCAUCUGGUCUGGCGCUUGACACAAUUUCCCAAAGUCCAGGAUCAAUUAAGAGAAGAGUUGCUGGCAAUGAAAGUCGGCGAUAAAUGUGACAACACUCUCGGCACUGCGAAAGCACUGGAUUCUUUGCCGAUAUUGCAUUCCGUCGUCAUGGAGACCUUGCGGGUGGACGCGCCUAAUCCGGGACCCCAGCUGCGGGAAACAGCAUAUCCAUCAUGUAAAAUUGGCAAGUAUGAAAUUCCAGGCGGCAUCAAUGACGACAACGAUGGUUGCCGCGGAAAACACGGCCCAAAUGCCACCUUUGUGAUAAAGAAGGCCGCCCAUAAUCGGUGCGACUAUAUCACCAAAGGCUAUUACAGAGAAGAUCUUGAUGCAUCCGGCGUUAGCCCGGACCGCGAAGAUGUUGACAUUUGGGAAUACAAACUGUUCCAAUGA
Messenger RNA from Hirsutella rhossiliensis, 789 nucleotides. Its product is annotated as cytochrome p450 domain-containing protein. NCBI's taxonomy places the organism in Eukaryota, Fungi, Ascomycota, Sordariomycetes, Hypocreales, Ophiocordycipitaceae. Bases 1 to 789 code for a protein of 262 amino acids. Gene Ontology annotation, molecular function: iron ion binding; oxidoreductase activity, acting on paired donors, with incorporation or reduction of molecular oxygen; heme binding. The transcript has 2 exons. The record is from RefSeq and is a predicted model, not a curated record.